This is a messenger RNA of Penicillium lagena, 831 nucleotides long. RefSeq lists its product as uncharacterized. The record is from RefSeq and is a predicted model, not a curated record. Gene Ontology annotation, molecular function: oxidoreductase activity. The transcript has a single exon. Bases 1 to 831 code for a protein of 276 amino acids. Lineage: Eukaryota; Fungi; Ascomycota; Eurotiomycetes; Eurotiales; Aspergillaceae.
AUGUCUCGAUCCCCACGUUACAUCUCCAAGCUCUAUGGCCGUCACAUCCUAGUCCUCGGUGGGACCUCUGGAAUUGGCUUCGCGGUCGCUGAAGCCGCUCUCGAGCACGGAGCCAAGGUCGUCAUCAGCAGCUCGAAGCAAGAUAAAGUCAACCGUGCCCUCGAACGUCUCUACGAUGUGCCUCAGCCUUUUGCUAUGGAGCUCUCAACGCCUAGAGACGCAUCAGGCCCACCAGUGAGAGGCGCCACUUGCGAUGUUGGAGACUCGGCCACGGUCGAGGCCAACUUGCAGGCGCUACUCGACUUCGCAACAUCUAACAGGACGCAGUUGCUGGACCACGUCGUCUUCACUGCCGGAGAUCCUGUUGGUGCGGCCACUUAUGGGCAGUCGACGGCUGAGGACCUCCAGAAACGACAGUUAGUCCGCGUGAUAGCGCCGAGCAUCCUGGGCAAGCUACUUCCCAAUUACGUGAACAACACGCCUACCAGCUCGUACACCCUCACGUCGUCCACCAUCGGGGUUAAGCCCUCACCGUUACUGACUGCCUUUACUGCGCAGUCCAUCGCCGUCCAGGGACUAGCUCGCGGCUUGGCGGUAGAGUUAAAGCCGGUGCGCGUGAAUGCCAUCGAAUUCGGCCUCGUGCCUACUGAGCUACAUGAUCUUUGGCCCCAGCAGAUGAAGGAUGCUGUCUUUGGGAAGUACAGGGCGACGAGUCUAACAGGGUCUACUGGAGACGUGGUGGACGCGGCGGAGCCGUACCUAUUUUGCAUGAAGAAUGCAUUUAUAACCGGCACAUCGAUAGUUUCCGAUGGCGGCGUGGCUUUGGUUUGA